AUGCAACGGAACUGUCAGAAUCCAGAUCGAUUCUUUUCCGAUCGUGCGAUUCUGUCUCCAUUUAAUGUUGACGUUGCCGUCAUUAACAACAUUGUGACGGAUCAGUUACCCGGGCAGGCAAGGGAGUAUCGUUCCGUGGACACAUUGGUAAACCCGGAGGAGCAUGAACACUUGCAGAUUCCAUCCGAAUACCUGAACUCGCUCAACAUUAGCGGCAUACCACUGCAUCGCUUACGGCUGAAGCGAUCGACACCGGUGCUGUUGUUGCGAAAUCUCAAUUCCGACAUGGGACUUUGCAACGGAACGCGUCUUCAGAUUGUGGACAUGAAGACGCACUGCUUGCACGCCAAGAUAUUGACGGGCAAGCGGCGAGGAACGGACGUGCUGCUGCCACGCAUCUACUGUGACAGCAACGACAAGGGCCAACCGUUCCAAAUCCGCCGCAAACAGUUCCCGGUGCAGGUGUGCUUUGCCAUGACCAUUAAUAAAGCACAAGGACAAUUACUGAACCAUCUGGGCCUCUAUCUGCCAAAGGAUGUGUUUGGACACGGCCAGCUGUACGUGGCAGUGUCCCGCGUCACGUCACGAGCGAAUAUAGCUGUGCUGAUCGCAAAUCCUGAACACGACAAUCAAGAUGGUGUCUCAACGCGAAACAUUGUGUAUCGAGAAAUCAUUGACGAUUGA
Messenger RNA from Anopheles funestus (African malaria mosquito), 684 nucleotides. Its product is annotated as ATP-dependent DNA helicase PIF1-like. The record is from RefSeq and is a predicted model, not a curated record. NCBI's taxonomy places the organism in Eukaryota, Metazoa, Arthropoda, Insecta, Diptera, Culicidae. The transcript has a single exon. The coding region runs from base 1 to 684 and encodes 227 amino acids.